AUGAGAAAUUUUAGAAGUGGCAAUGCUGUGAAUAUUCCAGUAUCAGAUAAGCAUAGUCUUUUAAAUGAAUAUCGAAUUUUUAGCAGUGUAUUUGAAGCUGGGUUAUUCAUUCUCUUACAGGCAAUGGAUGGUAUUGUAUAUAGAAUAUUGGAAAUCAUUUUAACUGUGGAAUGUACGAUUGGAGUUUUAGGAAAUGGAUUCAUAACAGUAGUGAACUGUGUGGACUGGGUCAAGAGAAGAAAGAUCUCUUCAGCUGAUCAAAUUCUCACUGCUUUGGCACUCUCCAGAAUUGCCCAGCUCCUUUUCCCAUUCAUAUAUGCGUUGAUCUAUGCACUGCAUCCAGAUGUAUUUAUGUCUAGAAAAAUGUUAAAAAUAAUAAUUGUAACUGGGGCAAUGGUCAACCAUUUCAGCAUCUGGCUUGCUGCAAGUCUCAGCAUCUUUUAUUUUCUCAAGAUAGCCAAUUUUUCUAACUCUCUUUUUCUUUACCUAAAGUGGAGAGUUAAAAAGGUGGUGUCAGUGACCCUGCUGAUGUCUCUAAACUUCUUGAUUUUGAAUAUUGUAUUGAUGAACACUCAAGAUGAUGUCUGGAUUGCUGCAUAUAAAGGAAACCUGUCUUUCAGUUCCAGUUUGGAUAAGUUUGCACAGUUUUCCGAUACCUUUUCAUUCAUCAACGUUAUGUUCAUGGUGAUACCCUUCACUCUGUCCCUGAUGACUGCUCUCCUGCUAAUCUUCUCUCUGUGGAGGCACCUGAAGAGGAUGCACCACAGUGCCAAAGGGUCCAGGGACGCCAGCACCGUGGCCCACGUGAAAGCAUUGCAAUCGGUGAUGACCUUUCUGCUACUGUAUGCCAUUUUUUUUCUGUCGCUUCUUGUUGAAAUUUCUUUUCCUUCAGGCCACUCAUUUGUCCUUAUUCUGCGAACCCAUAAGCUGAAGUGGUCCUCUUGUUCAGUGCUGAGGUGGUUGAGGUGCAGGUCCGAGGAUGUGAGGACCCUAAUUAAUUUCAGGGAUCAUCUAGAGUAUUCUUGA
This is a messenger RNA of Marmota monax (woodchuck), 1026 nucleotides long. RefSeq names its product taste receptor type 2 member 125-like. Gene Ontology annotation, biological process: G protein-coupled receptor signaling pathway; sensory perception of taste; detection of chemical stimulus involved in sensory perception of bitter taste. Gene Ontology annotation, molecular function: bitter taste receptor activity; G protein-coupled receptor activity. Gene Ontology annotation, cellular component: membrane. The record is from RefSeq and is a predicted model, not a curated record. The coding region runs from base 1 to 1026 and encodes 341 amino acids. Lineage: Eukaryota; Metazoa; Chordata; Mammalia; Rodentia; Sciuridae. The transcript has 2 exons.